AGUCGUCUUCUCCUCCCUUCACUCGCGCCCUCACUCUCCAACCGAAAACCGCCGCCGCGACCACCGUCCCAGAUGACGGAGUUCCUGGAUUUGGAGGCCCAAGACGGCGUCCGCAUGCCGUGGAACGUCGUGCCCGGCACGAGGCAGGAGGCCACCGGCUGCGUCGUCCCCGUCUCCGCCAUUUACACCCCGCUCAAGCCCUUCCCCUCCAUGCCCGUCCUCCCCUACUCCCCCCUCCGCUGCCGCAACUGCCGGUCGGUCCUCAACCCCUUCUCGAUCGUCGACUUCGCCGCCAAGAUCUGGAUCUGCCCCUUUUGCUUCCAGCGCAACCACUUCCCUCCCCACUACGCCUCCAUCUCCGAGGACAACCUCCCCGCCGAGCUCUUCCCCCAGUACACCACCAUCGAGUACGCCUCGCCCGACGACCGCCCCUCCUCGGUGCCCCCCGUGUUCAUGUUCGUGGUCGACACGUGCCUGAUUGAGGAGGAGUUGGGGUUCUUGAAGUCCGCGCUGCUGAGGGCUUUGGAGCUCCUGCCGGAUAAUUCACUCGUCGGGCUGAUCACCUUUGGGACUCUCGUGCACGUCCACGAAUUGGGGUUCGGCCAGAUCCCCAAGACCUACGUGUUUAAGGGGUCCAAGGAGGUGAAUAAGGAGCAGUUGCUCGAGCAGAUGAGCUUCUUCUUGAAGAAGCCAAAGCCGACCACAGGCGUGAUUGCAGGCGUUAGGGACGGCCUGGAUGCCGAGAGCAUUGCCCGGUUUUUGGUGCCUGCGUCUGAGUUUGAGUUUGCACUCAAUUCGGUAUUAGACGAGUUGCAGAAGGAUCCUUGGCCGGUGGCUUCGGAUCAACGGGCCACGAGGUGCACUAGCACAGCUUUGAGUGUGGCUGCAGGUCUGUUGGGAGCUUGUGUGCCUGGUUCUGGGGCCAGAAUUAUGGCAUUUAUCGGUGGACCAUCAACGGAAGGACAGGGUGCUAUUGUAUCGAAAAUUUUAUCGGAGCCAAUUCGAUCACACAAAGAUCUGGAUAAGGAUUCUGUUCCCCAUUAUCAUAAAGCUGUGAAGUUCUAUGAAGGACUUUCGAAGCAGCUUGUAAACCAGGGGCAUGUUCUUGAUCUGUUUGCUUGUGCUCUUGAUCAGGUAGGAGUUGCAGAGCUUAAAGUAGCAGUAGAAAGAACUGGGGGGCUUGUUGUUCUUGCAGAAAGUUUUGGUCAUUCAGUAUUCAAGGACUCCCUUAGACGUGUUUUUCAGUCGGGUGAAUAUGAUCUUGGCCUAUCAUCAAAUGGUAUUUUUGAAAUAAAUUGCUCUAAGGAUAUUAAAGUUCAAGGCAUUAUGGGUCCUUGUGCUUCUCUUGAGAAGAAAGGUCCUUUGUGCUCAGACACUGUUGUUGGGCAGGGAAAUACUUCCGCGUGGAAGUUGUGUGGCCUCGAUAAAGCUACAUCAUUGUGCUUGAUAUUUGAUAUUGUUAAGAAAGAAAGCCCAGAUGCUACCAUGCAAUCAACAAGCAAUCAAUUUUACUUCCAGUUUUUAACUUACUAUCAACAUAAUAAUGGUCAGAUGAGACUUCGAGUCACGACACUGUCUAGGAGAUGGGUUGCUGGACCAGGCAGCGUUCAGGAUUUGAUUGCUGGGUUUGACCAAGAAGCAGCGGCUGUAGUUAUGGCACGCCAAGUAUCCUUCAAGAUGGAAAGUGAGGCUGACUUUGAUCCUAUAAGGUGGUUGGAUAGAGCACUGAUACAACUGUGCACACGGUUUGGAGACUACCAGAAGGAUAGCCCUUCUACCUUCAGCCUCUCUCCACGACUCUCUAUCUUCCCUCAAUUUAUAUUUCAUUUGCGUCGUUCCCAAUUUGUGCAGGUCUUCAAUAAUAGUCCUGAUGAAACUGCGUACUUUAGAAUGAUCUUGAACCGGGAAAAUGUUGUCAACUCAGUUGUAAUGAUACAACCUUCCCUUAUUUCGUACUCAUUCCACUCUGGCCCGGAACCAGCUCUUCUUGAUGUGGCUGCCAUAGCAGCUGACAGGAUACUUCUUCUGGACUCAUAUUUCACUGUCGUGAUUUUUCAUGGUGCCACAAUUGCUCAAUGGCGAAAAGCUGGUUACCACAAGCAGCCUGAGCAUCAAGCAUUUGCUCAAUUGCUACAAGCUCCUUGUGAUGAUGCAGACACAAUAAUCAAGGAAAGGUUUCCAGUACCUCGUCUGGUCGUCUGCGAUCAGCAUGGCUCUCAGGCUCGUUUUCUUCUGGCCAAAUUGAAUCCUUCUGCAACUUACAAUUCUGAAGCUCCUGUGCCAGGAGGAGAUGUUAUAUUUACGGAUGAUGUUAGCUUUGAAGUCUUCUUGGAUCAUCUACAGAGACUAGCGGUUCAAUGAUGUACAUAAAAUAUGCAAGUUUUGUCGGGUUGGAAAUUUUUUUAAAUUGCAAAUCUUGUGCAGCUACCCCUAGGAAACGACAUGCCUGUCCUUGUUAAAGAGGUCUGAAGCACUUCCUUAAAACUUGAACGCAUGGAGAAUCAAUUGAAUGAAAUUUCCACGUAUAGAAUAGCUCGGAUACUCAUGUCGAGCCUUGAUUC
Rhodamnia argentea is the source of this 2561-nucleotide messenger RNA. RefSeq names its product protein transport protein SEC23. Gene Ontology annotation, molecular function: zinc ion binding; GTPase activator activity. The transcript has 12 exons. NCBI's taxonomy places the organism in Eukaryota, Viridiplantae, Streptophyta, Magnoliopsida, Myrtales, Myrtaceae. The record is from RefSeq and is a predicted model, not a curated record. Bases 73 to 2361 code for a protein of 762 amino acids. Gene Ontology annotation, biological process: endoplasmic reticulum to Golgi vesicle-mediated transport; intracellular protein transport; COPII-coated vesicle budding. Gene Ontology annotation, cellular component: COPII vesicle coat; endoplasmic reticulum exit site.